AAUUUGCUGCUGCCGGUCGGUUUGGUUCAUGCGGCUGUGUUCGCGUCGCGCUGGCUUUGUCUUCUUAUCAUGACGCGUCCGUUGCAGACGCGUUGUUGGGCGAUUUCCCAGCUUAUGCAGGUUUCUUUUUCGCUACAAGAGAACGAGACAGUUGUCUAAAGGAAUGAAAUAUAUUUUGACUUGUCUGAUUUACGCUUUCAAGGCUUUGAUAUAGUAAAGUCUACACUCAUGUACCGUCCGUGGCUUCCCGCGCACAGGAGAUACAGAGGCGAUGCUUCUCAGGCAAGAGAAGAGGAAAGAAGAGUGAUGAACGGGCGACUCGCUGAUAGCCAGACUCACUCUUUAAGACAGACUACAGCGAGGCCUCGUCAAGAAGGCUUUCGGUCCGACAAUGGUAGAACCCCUAUAAUGACAUCAACCUCCGCUACGGCUCAGGUCGCAUAUCCUUCAGGCCCGCUAUUGUCCAGUUAUAUUCCAACAUCAAUUCGACCGAAUGGACUUUCUAAUAUGAGUACUGCUCGUCCAAAGAAGCGCUCAUCAGAUGGAGAUAAUCGGGCGAACUCGUCUACCCCCAGCACUCCGGCUAAGCGCUCCAGGCCGCUAGCAGAGAGAUCAGGGAACAUGGAUCGCUCGGCAAGAAGGGACAGGUCAGAGUCUACAGGACUUGGCUAUUCUUCUGCGAGUCAAGAUAUUAUCAGCCUUUUGUCUGAUGACGAGUCUCAGCUGCCGCAAUCGAACGAUAUGCGUGAGAACGCGAGUCAAGAAAUCAUCUCCCUUCUAUCUGACGACGAGUCUGAGCUGCCGCAAUCGAGCAAUAUGAAUGAAAGCAGUCAAACAUCGUUGGUAUCCGAACAAGAUACCGCCAGCUCGAUUGACCCAUCUCUCGAUAUAUAUGAUGGUUCAAGUGAAGAUAGAAACUCGAGAUCCUCAGACUUUGACGAGAGUGAAGAUGAAGACAGAAGUUCCUCAUUAUUCGACGAGAGUGAAGACGAUGAAUGGUUUUCAAAUCAUGAAGACGAGUCAGAUUUAAAAUACUCUUCGUCUAAGUUUGACUGGGGAAAAUACUGGAGAAGACACUGGAGAGAAUACCGGAGAAAUUGGGCACUCACAGAUUCGGAAGAAGACUCUGACCGUGACGGAAGUGACAGAGGUCACUUUAGCGGCGGUGAUUACGACGACAACAGACUCGAACCGCGUAGGUGGAGGGAGGAUGACCCCAGCAAAUUACACGCAGAGACACACGGUGCAACGCGGGAUAUCGACAUCAGUCGGAUCGACAAUAAACUGAAGAACUUCAUGGACUUUAGCGUGUCUCAGUUUCAGACAAAGUCAAAGACGAGAGGCCGUCCGAAGAUUUACAAGAAAGGUAUCCCGAGACUUCGAGAUAUUGCGUUCAACGCAGUAGCGACACACUCCACUUCACUGACCCCCGCGCUCUUGCAAUGCGUCGGCUUCGAGCCACUUGGACAUUUAUUGUUUGACACCCUUCUCAAGAGUCAACGGAUAAGUUUGAGACUUUACAAGACAUUCGUGGACGUCUACUCUGCAGAACUUGCAAAUAGAGGUGCGGCCUACAAGAGAAGGCUCUCGGGAAAGGCGGAUCAGAAAGCCUAUAACCGGUACAACCGUCAAUUCCACUGGAACAGUAUUCCAGGAAACUUGACCAAGGAGCUCGAAGGAAGCUUGAAAUGGCUCGUGUACUUGGAACUAUCAGAUACCGCUGCAAACGCCAGCGAAUCGCUCUUAUCGAUCGUCCAUAUUCCAAUGCUGGCGGCUCUGCAGCUUACGGUACGGCCACGUACAGCAACAAAAUCUUCUCCGUGGUCGGUUCUGAAUGAUCGAAUGCUGAAAUCAUUUGCCACGUCUAUGGAGCUCGACAACAAAUGGCAAUUUCUACGCGUCCUCAUCAUCGAUGUGAUAGGCGGAGGCGGUCAGUCACCGCGUGCAAUAACAAGAGAUGGGCUACGAAGUAUACUCUCAGUUCCGAAUCGAAUACGAUAUCUUGAAUGCGCAAAGUCUUGCAUCCCGGUAGUGGUGUGCCGAGAGCCCGUCAUACCACAAGAUCCCGCUCAAUUUUCGUCGAAAGCCGGCGCCCCACUCGGUUGGACGAGGAUCAAAACGUUCAGAACCGAAGACCCCAAGACCUGCUCGCUACCACUGAAGUAUAACCGGGUGCUCCAGAUAAUUGACGAAAAGAGUCUGCAACUACCGGACCUAAGUCUGUGCUUUGCUGAAGAGGAGAGCGCGCACUCCAAAUCGGCGGAUGAGAUAUUAGGCUCAAAGGAUUCCCAGGAUUCCCAUUAUAUCCUUGACGGGAUAAUUCUAAGACGGGACAACCGAAUGCAAAAGCAGCAGACCACACCUCAGCCUGAGCUCGAACGACGCAAAAGAGAGUCUAUUAUUCGAAAGGGAGUCACCGUAAGGCACAGAGUGGAUAUGAAUAGCCUACUUGAUUUGUAA
Myxozyma melibiosi is the source of this 2460-nucleotide messenger RNA. RefSeq lists its product as uncharacterized. The record is from RefSeq and is a predicted model, not a curated record. Lineage: Eukaryota; Fungi; Ascomycota; Lipomycetes; Lipomycetales; Lipomycetaceae. Bases 229 to 2460 code for a protein of 743 amino acids. The transcript has 2 exons.